GGAUAGAUCUAUUUCCAUAAAUAAUUGGGAAAAACGUCCAGCGAAUACGCUUGCGCUCGUUCUGGACAGACGAUGGCCCAAAGGGCCGGAGUGAGGUGAUAGAUAGCUGCGCAACGCGCAUGUAAUUUCAAGGGAACCAGACCAGAAGCUGUGAGCUGUGUGCUGUGCUGUGUGUUCGUAUCCGUACGGUAUCCGUUAAAUUAUUAAAGGACUCGUCGCUGUAAUUAUUGUUUAUGAGUGGGAAAAGGAUAUAAACGUGCGAAAGGUAUUCCGCAUUCGCGAACGAGGCAUAGGCAGGCGCUUUUUCAGACUAAUAGUCUGAAAUAAAGUAUAAAGAAAGGCGGACUGCAGCGAGUGCGUCGACUGCGAGAAUCGGAGUAUCCCUAAUGAAAAACGACUAGUUAAUGGUUCGAAUUGUGGGGGGAGACAAAAAUAAAAAUCGGUUAUGUCGUAAAAUUUCGGGAAAAACGUAAAGCACGUGUAGAACUCUGAUAAAACGAUGCUUCUAAGGUUUCGGAAUGUUACUCUUAUUUUUAUUGCAGUUUUGUGUUGCUUAAGUUGUUUUUCAAUUGGAAGUCCCGGAAUAAAUGUCAAAAAGGAUUCACAUUGCUCACUAAGACAGUUCACAUGUGCCAAUAAGAAAUGCAUUCCAAUUCCGUUUGUUUGUGAUGGAGAAAAUGACUGCGAAGAUAACUCCGAUGAAAAUCCAGCUGAAUGUUCCAAAAACGUAACAUGUGGCAAAAAUGAGUUUCGAUGUAAUAAUGGGAAAUGUAUACCUAGUCAUUGGCAGUGCGAUAAUGAUAAAGACUGUAGUGAUAAUAGUGAUGAGGAUGAACAUUUGUGCCAGCUAAAAGUAUGCGGACCUGAUGAGUUUACAUGUAGGUCAGCCCCUGGAGAGUGCGUUCCUUUAACUUGGAUGUGUGAUGAUAAUCCAGAUUGCUCAGAUAGUAGUGAUGAAAAAUCUUGCAAUGAAACAUGUCGAUCGGACGAAUUUACAUGCAAAAACGGCAAAUGUAUCCAAAAGAGAUGGGUAUGUGAUGCCGAUAACGAUUGCGGAGACAACUCAGAUGAAAGUGAGUGCCCUGAAGUGAAGUGUUCCCCAGGAACUGAAUUUCAGUGCACAGAAAGGUUUUGUGUUCCUGGAAAAUGGAGAUGUGAUGGCGAAUAUGAUUGUCUUGAUGGACGCGACGAACAGGGUUGUCCACCUAGACCUUAUCCAACAGUUUGUCUUCCUUCAGAACAUGAAUGCAAUGACCGAAUUACUUGUGUUCACAAAAACUGGCUCUGUGAUGGAACAAAAGAUUGUCCUGAUGGAUCUGAUGAAGCUCCAGCCCAUUGCGCAAACGUAACUUGUCGCUCAGAUCAGUUCCAGUGUGAUGAUAGAUCUUGUAUACCUGGCGCUCUAUUGUGUGAUGGACAUGCUGAUUGUGCAGAUAGAAGCGAUGAGCAUGAAUGUGCUGCCUCUGCUCCGAUCUGUGACGUGACAACACAUUUUUCAUGUGGCCCUGGAGGACCAUGCAUACCUUUAUCUAAAGUUUGCGAUGGAAAACCAGACUGCUCAGCAUGGGAAGAUGAACCUCGUGGAAAAUGUGGUAUUGAUGAAUGCUCACAAGAUAAUGGAGGAUGUGCACAUCGCUGUGUAGAUACACCAGCAGGAUUUAGAUGCGAGUGUCGGCCAGGGUUUGCUCUAGCAGCUGAUAACCGCACUUGUCGAGAUAUUGAUGAAUGUCAAAUAGAAGGAACUUGUUCUCAAAUAUGUAUCAACGAUAAAGGGGGAUUCAAAUGCGAAUGCCUACCCGGAUAUGCGAGAGACCCUAGAGAUCAUACCAGAUGUAAAGCAGUAGAAGGUCAUGCCUCUUUAUUAUUUGCAAGGAGACGUGAUAUCAGAAAAAUAUCAUUGGAUCAUCAUGAAAUGACUAGCAUUGUUAAUGAAACUAAUUCGGCGACAGCAUUAGAUUUUGUUUUUAGAACUGGCAUGAUAUUUUGGAGUGAUGUCGCUGAUAAAAAAAUUUAUAAAGCUCCUAUUGAUGAAGGAAACGCGAAAACUGUGGUGGUGUCAGAUGAAGUAACAACCUCCGAUGGCUUAGCUGUAGACUGGGUAUAUGAGCAUAUUUAUUGGACAGAUACUGGUACUAAUACAAUCUCUUUGGCUAACUUCGACGGACAAAUGAGAAAAGUAUUAAUUCAAGAUGAACUAGAAGAACCUAGAGCUAUUGCAGUCGAUCCUUCAGAAGGAUGGAUUUUUUGGACUGAUUGGGGUCAAGACCCAAGAAUUGAACGUGCUGGAAUGGAUGGAUCUCACAGGCAGCCUAUUGUUACGUAUGAUGUAAGGUGGCCAAACGGACUUACUUUAGAUCUAGUCAAAAAGCAUCUAUAUUGGGUAGAUGCCAAACUUAAUACUAUUUCCGUGUGCGAUUGGGAUGGUCGUAAUAGAAAGCUCAUAUUGUUUUCUAUCACCGCUCUGCGUCAUCCGUUUUCAAUCACAACAUUUGAAGACUGGCUUUACUGGACUGACUGGGAUAGAGCAGCUGUAUUUCGCGCCAACAAAUUUACAGGCAAAGAGCUGGGACCAGUCACUGCAACAGAAAUGGUUCAGAACCCUAUGGUUAUCCACGUCUAUCAUCCGUAUCGCCAGCCAGAUACUGAGAAUCACUGUCAACCAGUAAAUGGUCACUGUUCGCAUUUAUGUUUACCUGCUCCGCGUGUUAGUCCCCGUGCUCCUCUAAUUUCAUGUGCCUGUCCAGAAGGAUUAAGGAUGCUUUCUGAUGGUCUGACUUGCGUACAGGACGGUAGUACGAAUCGGUCCAAAUCUGGCAGCGGUACUAGCCCACCCGAGGCGCCUGAUAAUGAAGGUGUGGCCUAUUUAUCGAUUUUCAUUAUUUUGGGUGUCAUAAUAACUUUAGCUACAGGGUCAUGGUUUAUCUAUCGACACCUAAUGCACCGCAACGUAACCUCUAUGAAUUUCGACAACCCAGUUUACAGGAAAACGACUGAGGACCAGUUUUCUUUGGAAAAGAAUAACUAUCCAACCGUGCAAAGGCCAUAUUUAAGUACUGUAGGAGAAGAGGCACAACAACCGCUUACAAAUGGUCAGCAUGAUCCCGUUUAAAUCUAGUGGAUGCUCAAUUGAACACUAUGCUCAUUUCAAACUAUUGUGGACGAUUUUUCAGUAAAACCUUCAUGAAAACGGACCUUCUGUGACGUUUAAUAACUAUUAGGCAAUUUAGAAUAUUGUUAGUCAGGUGAUUUAUAAGUUUAAAUUAAAAAUAAGACACUCCAUUUGGCCAAAUAAUACUCUCUAGAUGAUUUUAGACCGCAUUUUAUUAGGUUUUGGGAAGUAAUUUUUAAAAUAAAAUCAAAAAAAGAAAAACAUUUUGGGUUUUUGUUGUAUAAUCCAAAUUUGAUUUGAGAGGCCAGUGGAAAAUGUAGUACAGAUUUAGUUUCUAUUUAUUCUUCAAGGGUUUAAAAAAAUUUGGUUCCUAUUUUAUGAUGAUAGGUAUAUUGAGUUUUUAAAUGGAAAAGUCAGUUUUGGAACUUGAAGAAAAACAUUCACCAUAUGCUUUAGAAUUAGAAAGUCCAUGUGAUCAUUGUAAGACCUCAAAUUGCAUAUGGAUUUAUGAUCUUUGUAUGUAUGCUAUAUUUUUUACUGAAAGUCCAGCUAAUAUUGGAUGAUUUUAAAGAAAUCUAUACAUUUCUUCAUACUCUUGGAAAGAGUUUUUGUAAAGCAAGGCGUAUUUAAAUAUAAGACAUCCAUAAUACUCUUUAGAGAUUCAUAUGUUAGCUUAAUAUUUCUUUGUUACAAGUGGCAAAUAUUCUGUGAUUAAUUUAUUUAUGUACGUUUACACAUAAGAUGUUUUUUACUAUUUAGAUUGAUUUUUAAAUUAUUAUUUUUAUUUAUAUUGUCUGUUCAAAAAAAAAAUACUGAAAAUGCAAUAUAUGUAUUGAAAGUACAAUUUUAUA
Ceutorhynchus assimilis (cabbage seed weevil) is the source of this 3960-nucleotide messenger RNA. The record is from the annotation of a GenBank genome assembly. NCBI's taxonomy places the organism in Eukaryota, Metazoa, Arthropoda, Insecta, Coleoptera, Curculionidae.